Messenger RNA from Mugil cephalus (flathead mullet), 5355 nucleotides. RefSeq names its product remodeling and spacing factor 1a (gene rsf1a). The transcript has 19 exons. NCBI's taxonomy places the organism in Eukaryota, Metazoa, Chordata, Actinopteri, Mugiliformes, Mugilidae. Bases 50 to 4465 code for a protein of 1471 amino acids. The record is from RefSeq and is a predicted model, not a curated record. Gene Ontology annotation, cellular component: RSF complex. Gene Ontology annotation, biological process: regulation of DNA-templated transcription.
CCCACCUCCUCCCACCCCCUCCUCUCCCAGUUUCUCUCCGCCUGGAAAGAUGGCUGCUCCGGCGGUGUUGAGGAGCUCUGGCCCGCCGCUCUGCCCGAGCUUCGCGGAGGUCUGCUCAUUCCUGGAGCGCUACGGACCGACGCUGGACCUGCCCGAGAUGACUUUCCCGCAGAUGGAGAGGUAUCUGCGGGACACGACGACAGUCCCUAAACCUCUGGUGGAGCUCCACGUGAAGCUGCUCAGGAAGUUGGGGAGGUCUGUAACGACAGACCGUUGGGAAAAAUACCUGGCGAAGGUUUGCCAGGAGCUGAAUAGCACCUGGGCAUGGGAGCUGGAACAGAAGGGCUACCAGGAGAUGUCCAUGGAGUGCAAGUCAAGCAUCCUGAAAUAUCUCUGCGAGUGUCAGUUUGAUGACAACCUGAAGUUCAAGAUGGUGGUCAACGAGGAGGACCCGGAGAAGAUGCGUCUGCAGCCCGUCGGCCGGGACCGGCAGGGCUUGAUGUACUGGCUUCAGCUGGACCAGGAGCAGAACAUCCGGCUGUACACGGAGGAGCAGGAUGAUCUGGACGGAUCCACCUGGAAGUGCAUCGUCAGGACCCGGAACGACCUGGCCGAGGCUCUGGAGCUGCUCAAAGCCCAGGUUGAACCGAACCAAAACGUGGAGCAGAGUCAGAAAGAGGCUGGAUCGAGGAGCGCCAGCCCCGCAGGGAAAGACGACGGUGAUGGAAGCAGCAAACUUGAAGCGCCCCAAACCACCGAGGACCACGGAGACCGAGAGAAGACAGACUCUGUUAAUGAAGAGAAACCCACAACACAAGAAGUGAAGAAGGAGCAGAUGGCGCCGGUGAAGCUUGAACACACUCCAGUCGUGGUGAAGGAGGAGAAGGCGGAGCCUAAACCGUCCGUCUUCGACAACCGCGUCAGCACCAUCACCGCCGUCGUCAAGCCGGAGCCGCGGGACGCCGACGCCCCCAGGAACGCCGUCUCUGUCGUCAUGGCGCCCGGCGCGGCCGCGACAAAGCAGGAGGCGAGCAAGGACGGGGAGGCGGAGCGGGCAGUCGUCAGGAGCAACCAGCAGGCUAAGAUACCACUGAAGAAGAGGGAGCUGAAGCUCGCCGAGAGCUUCCACAGCAACCACCUCAACAACAACAACAACAGCAGCAGCGGCAGCGGCAGCAGCAGCAUCAUAGUCUGUAACCCGUCCGUGAUCCAGGCCAAGGACGGACACGCAGGAGACGGGAAGAUGCCCAACUCGUUGGCGCCCCCUGGCGGCCCGGCUGUGACCCAGCAGCCCCAGCUCGGGGUCAGUGCUCCGAGGCAAGAGCUGACCAAUGGGAGACCGACUCUCCUCCCGCCACACAAAGAGGGACAGAACGGAGUCAUAGGGGUCAUAGGUCAAGUCGGCGUCAUAGGUCACGUCGGGGUGAUCCGGAGCCCGUCUGAGCGUCACAGACCGGCCGAGGAGCUAAAUGGACCCAGUUUAGAGCCCCGGGCCUCCAGAGCCGUGGAGGAGGAGAGGGAGGUGAGCCGGCAGUCGGUGCUGGUGAGGAAAGGACUCGGUGACGGGGAGGCGGCGACGCCGGCGACCGUCGGUCAUCCGCCGCAGGCAGCGAUGGAGGCUCAGACGGCCAGAAAAGCACCAGCGCUAAAACCGGAUCAAGUCCCUGAAGCUGGAGAGGAAAGCAAGAGGCAGACGGCGGAGGAGGACGAGGGUCAAAAAGAGACAAAGGAGGAGCAGUGUGGACAACAGAAGGACGAGGAAGCGGAGAAGAGAGGAGAUGAAGUGUCUGAGCAGCGCGGCGAAGGCGACCAAGAGAGGAAAUCAAGCACUUUAGGGAAGACGGAGACGGAGUUAAACCGGGAUGAUCAGCGGGAGAAGAAGGAGCACCAGCGGGACGGGGUCAACGGGGGCCUGACCGCCCAGGUGAGGCUGAAAGACAUUGGACCGGUGGAGAGGCAGGGACCCCUAGAGGAGGCGUCCUCUGAAAUCCAGAAGGAAGGAAUCAGGCUGAAGAUCAAGAUCCCUCCGCACCGCAGGAACAAGCUGAAGGGAAAAGCCGGAAAGGAGGAGGCGAAGGAGAGGGAGCAGGAGGUGCAGGAGGAAGGGAAGCCGCUGAGGAGAUCUGCACGGAUCUGCAGAUCCUCUGCUUUGCCAACCUGCAGGCCGAGCUCGAAGGCAGCUGAGAGCCAGAGAAAGAAACCGCAAAAGAAACAGCCUCAGCCUUCCAGAACGAGGGAGGACGAUGAGGAGGAGGAGGAGGAGGAAGACGACGAUGAGGAAGAGGAAGAAGAGGAGGAGGAGGAGGAGGAGCAGGGCGCAGCUACAAAGAAAGGAAUAACUGCAGUCGGACAAAUUAAGAAACAAAGGGGUAAACGGAGGCAUCGGCGCCCCCGAUGGUCCAACGUUCGCUCAAAGCGACGCAAGAUGAAUGAAGCCGGGGAGGGGGAGGACAGGGGGAGGAAACGAGGGGAGGACGGCAGCGAAGGAGGGAGCGACUCGGAAGAACAGUCGUGUAAAUCGGAGGAGAUUCCAACGGAGGACGCCUGCUCUCAGUGUGGACUUCCCAACCACCCGGAGCUGAUCCUCCUGUGUGACUCCUGUGACAGUGGGUAUCACACAGCUUGUCUGCGGCCGCCGCUCAUGUUGAUCCCAGACGGAGAGUGGUUCUGUCCACCGUGCCAACACAAGCUGCUGUGUGAGAAACUAGAGGAGCAGCUGCAGAAUCUGGACAGUGCUCUGAAGAAAAGGGAGCGAGCAGAGAGGAGGAGAGAGCGGCUGGUGUACGUGGGGAUCAGCGUGGAGAACAUCAUUCCUGGCGACGAAGAGGAGGAGGAGGAGGAGGAGAAGAAGUCGUCUGCGAAGAAGAAGGACUCGAAGAAGAGCAAGAACCUGGGCCGGAGAUCCACCAGAACCAGGAAGCACAUCAGCUACAGGUUUGAUGACUUCGACGACGCCAUUGACGAGGCCAUAGAGGAGGACAUCAGGGACAUCUGUGACGGAACAGGACAGGGAAAAGAAAUCCCCUCCAUCUUGUCAGAGGACGGGAAGGAGAGCCAGCGGCCAAUCAGAAGCCAGGCUCACGCCGCCAGGAGCAGGAACAGGAAGAAGAGGAGGCUGAACGACCUGGAGAGCGACAGCACGGCGGCAGAGAGCGAAGACGAGUUCAUGCUCAGCAACAGCUCUGAGGACGAGGACUUUGGGGCGUCAGGGGCGGAUGAUGACGAGGAGGAGGAGGAAGAUGCGGGCAGCGACGUGGGAAGCUUGGACAGCCGGACCCGACCCAGACGGGCACAGAAAGGGAUACCUAAACACAGAGUGGUCAAGACCCAGCGCAGGGGGAGGAAGAGGCUGAAGCGGCGGCGGAGACGCUCCUCCGACGAAGAGGAGGAGGAGACCGAGGAAGAGAUGGGCUCGGAUCAGUUCAGCGACAUGACCGACAGCGACGACGACAGGAAGCGGCGCGGUCUGAGACGGGGCCAGCGGCAGCAGGUCAACUACCGCGAGACGUCCGAGUCCUCGGACAACUCCCCCCCGGCCCCGAAGAAGGACAAGCCCAGACCGCGGGGACGACCUCGCAAGGAGCGUCUGUCCAGCGACUACAGCGAUGCGACGCCGUCCUCCAGAGAGUCGGAGGACGAGGACGACUACGAAGACGAAGAGGACGAGGACCGGAGGAGGAGAGGGAACAGGAGGCGACGAGGGGAGGAGGACUUCAGGAGAAAGAGGACGAGAGAAAAGCGCGGGAGAUACGAAGACGACGAGGAAGAGGAGGAGGAGGAGGAGGAAGAAGAGGAGGACGACGACGACGAGAGAGGGAGGCGACUGAAGAGGAGGCCGACGGAGAGGGACGAGGACAACAAGGACAAGCGGAGGAGGUUAAAGAGGACAGACAGAGACGCGGAGGAGGACGACCCGGAGAAGAUGGGGAGAGGGAAGAGGAGGGAGAUCCUGUCGCAGCAGCGCCGCAAACGUCUCGCUCUCAUGCUGAAGAAACGGAGGCCGUCGACGGACGAGGAGGACGAGGACGAGUCGGAGGAGGAGUCAGAGUCGUCCUCAGAGGAGGACCGUCCCAUCCGCAAAAGACUCAACCGCAUCGACUCCGAUGAAGACGACGAGGAGGAGGAGGAGGAGGAGGAGGAGGAGGAAGAGGAGGAGGACGGGAGGCAGAGCAAGAGGGAGAGGAGGGCUGACGUCAAACACGACAGCGACGCUCAGGAAAAGGGGAGGGGCCAGAGCCUGUCUCCGUCAAAUGGACAUCGGACGUCCAGAGGACCCGCGAAGCCCGGGGCUGGAAGUCCUGCUGGGCCCAGGGACAGUGCAGGGUCCGGCAGACACAACGGCCCCUUACACCCAGAGGAGGAGGAGGAGGGGGAGGAGGAGGAGGAGCUGGAUGAAGAGGAGGAGGAGGAGGAGGAGGCUCAGACAGACUCGUUGAACUCUGUCCAGAACAGUCCACAGUCAUGAUGGCUGUGAAUAUAACGCUUCUUUGUUUCAGAUUGUUUUUAACUGUCAAAACCUUCAUCACAGAAUCACAGAAACUCCUCCUCCUCCUCCUCCUCCUCCUUCUCCUCCUCCUCCUCCUCCUCCUCCUCCUGCACUUCUUCCUUGCUGUUGUCUUGUGGUAGAGUUCUAUCCACAAACUCACAAACUUCACUGUAGAGCAGAAAAAAACCCCACGGUCAUUUAUUUCCAGGACGUAACCGCCAUCAGCCGACCGGACCAAACGCCUCCAGACUGGACUCCGUCUCUGUCCCCCUUUGUCCCUACUCUGCCCCGUCCCCCCUCGUCCCCCUCUGUCUGAUGUGGUCCACGUUAAGACGGAGCCUGUUUGUAGAGAACCUCGUCCUAAAGCACUUCAUCAUUCUCAUAGCACUUAACAAACCCCCCCUCACCCCCUCACCCCCCCCACCCCCACCCGCCCCCCCGCCACCGAGAGGACGGGGUCGGGGCGGAACCGAACAGUUUGCAGCAGCGGAGCAGAGCGGUACUUUCCUGCGUUGGUUUUUAAACCUCCCACGUCGUCCUCACCACCACCAAGAGUUUCGAUUCCAGCACCGAACUCAUGUAGCAUCAUUUUUGAUUUGAUGAAUAUUUUCUGCUAUAAAAAUCCUCCAUCCACAGCGUUUGGACACAUUCUCUCCAUCGAUGUGUUUUCAUGGCUUAUUAAAUAAAUAAAUCAAUCAUUCCAGUGAAGCCGCCGCGCUCUGUGACCGAAUCUGUUUCUAAAAAUGUUGGCACCACUGGAUGUGAACGUGGCUCCUUCCAUUUCUCUGUUGUACUGUUACUGUAGUUCUGCUGUAACAUAAAUGUUUUCUAAGUUAUUAAAACCAACAUCCGGGCAUCUCCUCAAAAAA